Molecule: messenger RNA, 1397 nt
Organism: Lontra canadensis (Northern American river otter)
Lineage: Eukaryota; Metazoa; Chordata; Mammalia; Carnivora; Mustelidae
Gene: AEN
Product: apoptosis enhancing nuclease
Exons: 4
Coding region: 145-1122 (325 amino acids)
Cellular component (GO): nucleus
Molecular function (GO): nucleic acid binding; exonuclease activity
Source: RefSeq, a predicted model, not a curated record
GCGGGGCUUGCCCGGGCAUGUGGGAGCUGCGGGCUGCUUGGACACCACGUGCGGGCGGGAGGACACGCGCGGCGCUUCAGAGCGCCGCCCUGCUGGCAAUCACCCCCCAGACCGCACUUGCCCCCGAGCGCUGAGCCCACUGGGAUGGUACCCCGGGAAGGCCCUGAGUCUGUGCAGUGCCCGUGCCCUUCCCUGGCUAGCCUGCAGGCCAAGGAUGCGCUUCGGAGGAAGCACAAGAGGAAGAGCCGACAGCACCAGCGAUUCAUGGCCCGGAAGGCGCUGCUGCAGGAGCAGGGGCUGCUGUGCAUGUCCCCAGAGCCGCCGUCCUCCCCACCGCCCACACCGUCGGGGGCACUGCCGGGCACUGAAGGCACCAGCGGCGGGACACAUCGUCCAAGGAAUGAAUCGGGAGGUGCUUCAUGGAGCAGGAAGCCCACCCCCAGGGAAUCCGGGGGUCCCUGGCCCAGCAAGUGCGUGGCUAUCGACUGCGAGAUGGUGGGCACGGGACCCCGAGGGCGGGUGAGCGAGCUGGCCCGCUGCUCUGUGGUGAGUUACCACGGCGAUGUCCUCUAUGACAAGUACGUCCGGCCGGAGAUGCCCAUCGUGGACUACCGUACCCGCUGGAGUGGCAUCACUCAGCAGCACAUGCGCAAGGCCAUCCCCUUCCAGGUGGCCCAGAAAGAGAUCCUCAAGCUCCUGAAGGGCAAGGUGGUGGUGGGGCAUGCGCUCCACAAUGACUUCCAGGCCCUCAAGUACGUGCACCCUCGGAGCCAGACCCGCGACACCACUUACGUGCCCAGCCUCCUGCAGCAGCCCGGCCUCCACACCCGCACCCGGGUCUCUCUGAAGGACCUGGCCCUGCAGCUGCUACACAAGAAGAUCCAGGUCGGCCAGCACGGGCACUCGUCGGUGGAAGACGCCACAACGGCCAUGGAGCUGUACCGGCUGGUGGAGGUGCAGUGGGAGCGGCGGCAGGCCUGCAGCCUCCCGCCCCACCCCGAGGACCGGGACCCGGACAGCAGCGCGGACGUGGAGCAGUACAUGGAGGACCAGUACUGGCCCGAGGACCUGGCCCAGGGCACCCGUGGAGGAGCAGGGGAGCCACAGGACAGAAGGGAGUGAGGCAGGAGAGGCUCCCAGGUGGCCUCUGGGUGGAGCGUGGGGCGUGCGGGGGGCCAGGAGAGCCCUGGGCACGUCGUCCCUGGUAGGGAGGGUGCGGCUAGCCUGUUGCGGGGGGCCAGGGAGCUGGGACCAUCUGUCCUCUCGGCUCCCUCCAUCCAAGGCUGUUGUGGGCACUUAACCCCACCCCUGUGGCCUGCUAAUGGCACUUAAUAGACACUGUGAAAAUGUCAGGUGCGCAGGGACCCAGCUGGGGGAGGACGCGUGCCGAUAGACCA